Hyaloscypha bicolor E is the source of this 880-nucleotide messenger RNA. RefSeq lists its product as uncharacterized. The record is from RefSeq and is a predicted model, not a curated record. NCBI's taxonomy places the organism in Eukaryota, Fungi, Ascomycota, Leotiomycetes, Helotiales, Hyaloscyphaceae. The transcript has a single exon. Bases 99 to 686 code for a protein of 195 amino acids.
GACGCGUCUCAUUUUCUGCAUUUCCUCCGCAACGCGUCUGUACCAAAAAGUGAUCAAUCCUUCUGCAUAGUAUUAUCCCAGGUUUUAACCACGAGAACAUGGAGCCAGAGUCGCCAUUUCGCCUCCUCUUCCGCACAUGGUCCAGUUCAUCAGCCGGCACAAAUUCGCGACGAGGCUUUCUAUCCGGCGAUCAAAAUCGGAGAGAAAUUGGUCUCUUUGAGAUUGCCAAAAUCUUCGAGAACCACAACAACUUGCACAACAGGAUCCCUACAUGCUUCAUCUCAACCACAGAGGACUCAAUACGUGCCUUGAAAUACGCCAUCGAUCUGGCAGUCCAAGGGGCUAGCGGUAUUCAUAUUUCCGUCGUCCGAAGCAACGAAUACCCCUGCGGUAAAGAAGUUGCAGCCGAAGUUUCAAGCGUUCUUUUUAGUAUCAACGAAUCCCUUUUCAAAACCGAAUUCCUCUUCCUCUUCGAAAUUGCACCCGCCGAUAUCCUCCACGUCGUAUCGUUUGAAACUCUGGUAAGAAACGGGCUGCUGAACAAACUCAAAGUCCUUGAGCCCACGACCUGGGUGGACGAGUACGAAGAUGAUACUCUGCACCAGUUGCCUCGACUUUCGGCAAUACGCCAGCAGACCCACGAAAACAAUGAGGAUGCUUGGCGGAACGCAAACGAGAAGACUUGACCAGAGCGUUCGGGCCGGUAUGUAGCUGCUAUAGCGAAGUGCUUUGGUGCCGGUGCUCCACACUGCGCCAUUGCGUCACUCAUAUGGGAGCAUGGGACACAUCUCACGCCGGCGAAUUAUGAGUACGACGGGUUGGACCUGCGUGUAAGGAAUGCUAUACAGAAAUCUCUGGACAAGGACGCUCGUCCGUGCUG